CUGUUUGUACUGAUGUGUGAAAAUUGUUCCAGUUGUUUGUGUGCCAUGUCAUUUCUCCACCCCCCUCGAUGACAACAAAGCCAGCCUACAGUACCCCUCACCCCCAGUCACGACUCAGGUUUCUUUCGGAAGGUUUUUUGGUUUGUAGACAACAUCAUGUUUGUCUCUUGCCUUGUCAUGCUUUGGCAACAGUAGAAACUCUUAUUUUGAAGAAUAGUGUGGCAUUGUGGAAAAAUGGGAUAUUUACGAAGGUGUAAAUUUGGGUGAUUUCCGUAUUAAAAAAAAUUCUACCCUACAGCAUGUGGGCACAUUCCAUGACUGUUCAGGAUUAUCAGGAUCUCAUAGACCGAGGAUGGCGAAGAAGCGGAAAAUACAUGUACAAACCUGUCAUGAACCAAACUUGUUGUCCUCAGUACACAAUAAGGUGCCGACCUUUACAGUUUCAGCCAUCAAAAUCUCACAAGAAGGUUUUGAAAAAAAUGUUGAAAUUUCUGGCUAAAGGGGAAAUUUCAAAAGGACAUUGUGAGGAUGAGCCUAUGGAGCCCACCGUGGAGGAUGCCGUUGCGGGUGACUUUGCAUUAAUAACGAAAUUGGAUGCACAGUGUGACCUUAGAACGCUCAGUGGUGACUUCAGAGAGAGCUUAGAGAGUGAAGAGAAGAAGAAAAUAAAGAGCUCAAAGAAGGAAGAAUCUAAUGAAUUAAUUCAGUCACAAGAUAUAGAAGAGAAGUUGGGCUCUGGUGAACCAUCACAUUCAGUUAAAGUGCAUACAGUCCCUAAGCCAGGCAAAGGGGCAGAUUUGAGUAAACCUCCCUGUCGAAAAGCAAAGGAAAUCCGGAAAGAAAGAAAGAGGUUAAAACUCAUGCAGCAGAACCCAGCCGGAGGACUUGAGGGUUUCCAGGCUCGGUGUGAACCACCAACUUUGUUCCCAGCAAAAGCUAAAUCAAACCAGCCCAAGUCACUUGAAGAUUUAAUCUUUGAAUCUUUACCAGAGAAUGCAUCACACAAGUUAGAGGUGAGGUUAGUACCUGUCUCCUUUGAGGACCCAGAGUUCAAGUCGUCCUUCAACCAGUCAUUUUCUUUAUAUGUCAAGUAUCAAAUGGCCAUACACCAGGAUCCGCCUGAUGAAUGUGGGAAGACUGAGUUCACCAGAUUCCUUUGCAACUCACCUUUGGAGGCAGAGAAUCCCCCUAACGGACCAGAUUGUGGCUAUGGCUCCUUUCACCAGCAGUAUUGGCUUGACGGAAAGAUCAUUGCCGUGGGGGUGAUUGACAUCCUUCCAUACUGUGUAUCGUCUGUCUAUUUGUACUACGAUCCUGAUUAUUCAUUUCUGUCUUUGGGUGUCUACUCUGCCCUCCGAGAAAUUGCUUUUACUAGGCAACUUCAUGAGAAAACACCUCAGCUCAGCUAUUAUUAUAUGGGUUUCUACAUUCAUUCAUGUCCCAAGAUGAAAUAUAAGGGUCAGUAUAGACCGUCUGACUUGCUGUGUCCUGAGACGUAUGUUUGGGUGCCCAUCGAGCAGUGCCUGCCUUCCCUUGAGAACUUCAAGUACUGCCGUUUCAACCAGGACCCGGAAGCAGUGGACGAAGGGCGCUGUAAGGAUCCUGACCGCCUGCAGGUGUUUUACAGGAAAGCCGUAAUGCCUUACGGUGUUUAUAAGCAGCAGCAGAGAGACCCCAGCGAGGAGGCCGCGGUGCUGCAGUACGCGGGCCUGGUGGGGCAGGCGUGCUCCGAGCGGAUGCUGCUGUUCAGGAGCUGACCGGCUCGGGCCGCCCUCUGCCCAGCCCGCCCACGCUGUGCUGAUGACGCGGGCCGCGGGCCGCGGGACAAGUUCAUUUCCCUGGGGAAAUUCCGUUACCGUCCACAGAUUAGAUUUUUUUGAUCUUCACAGUUAUAUGGCUUUUCUAAAAUAUUUUGUGGCAAUGUGUUUGUGAGAACCUCAUGGUUAAUAUAAAGAUUUUAAAAGUAUGUUAUGACCUAGACUCAGAAUUGGGGUUUAUCAUUUGGGAAGCUGGUUUCAUGAACAAGACAUGCUAAACUUCUCUUGGUAAUAUUUUGGAAAGUAAAAUUAAUAAGUGAAUCUUAAGUAAUUUAAAUCACAGAUGUGGUUUUUUUGUCCUGUUAGAGGAAUCAAAACUGACUGUUUCCUCAGAUCCAUUUAAAACAUUAGUUAAUGCUGAAAAAAUUUAGGUAUGGGGAAAAGGUGGGAAUUCUAUUUUACCACUUAGGAAAUGUCUUCUCAAGGGAACAAAACUGGGCUGUUAAAACUCAGUGUUCAAUAUUACAUUACUGCCGAAUGUUAUAUUAUGUAGUUUAUUAGAAAACUUGAAAAAGGGAAAUAGUACAAACAUCAAAAA
Messenger RNA from Vicugna pacos (alpaca), 2355 nucleotides. NCBI's taxonomy places the organism in Eukaryota, Metazoa, Chordata, Mammalia, Artiodactyla, Camelidae. The record is from RefSeq and is a predicted model, not a curated record.